Messenger RNA from Podarcis muralis (Common wall lizard), 6105 nucleotides. RefSeq names its product polypeptide N-acetylgalactosaminyltransferase 5 (gene GALNT5). Gene Ontology annotation, molecular function: polypeptide N-acetylgalactosaminyltransferase activity. The record is from RefSeq and is a predicted model, not a curated record. NCBI's taxonomy places the organism in Eukaryota, Metazoa, Chordata, Lepidosauria, Squamata, Lacertidae. Gene Ontology annotation, cellular component: Golgi apparatus. Gene Ontology annotation, biological process: protein O-linked glycosylation.
UGCCGAGAUGAACAAGCUGCGGAAGCUUUUCCGAGGCAGCGGGCGAGCCUUGGCCUUCAUCUUCGCCGCCUCGGUGGUGUGGCUGCUCUUCGACAUGGCAGCGCUGCGCCUCUCCUUCGGCGAGAUCAACACCCGCGUCCUCAAGGAGGAGAUGGUGCGGCGGGAGAGGCUGCGCGGCUGGCGGGAGAAGAGCCUCGACGGCGCCCGACCAGGAGAGGAGCUCCGGGCGCCGCCAGGGGCGCUGCCAAGGGGCCUCGAGGAGGAGAAGGGACGCGGCGGCCCAAGCAAGAAGAGGGGGAAGCUGGGCGCCCAAUGGAGGCGCGCAACCCCCCAAGCGGCGGCAGCAGCUCCCAGCCUGCACUGGACGGCCGCCGUCGACGUCCGGAGCCACGCUCCGGCCGCCCCCGCGGAGAAGAAAUCGAGCGCGGAGGCCGGCUCCCCUCGCCCGCCGCCCACAAAGCCGCCUCUUGCCAGCGGGUCGCCGGGGCGGGCGCUCGACGGUCCUGCCGUCGGAAGCAAGGUCGCCGCCAAAGGGCCCGGGCCGUUAAGCACGGGAUCCAGGGGGGAGAGGCGGCGGUUUUUAUACCCGACGGUGGACUAGGGGAGAAAGGCGCCUUGGCUGGAUUGCCCACCAACGGAAGCAAAUCUGGGGGACCUCGGGGCAGCCCCGGGCUACUGAGCGGGCCAAAUGUCCCUGCAAAGCGGCCCAGGGGCCUGGAUUUGCCUGCAGCUUCGGAAGCAGCACAGAAGUCUCCGGGUGCGCCACGUCCAGGAAAGCUGUCCGAGGAGGAGGCGGCCAGAAUUGCCGGUGCAAAAGUCGUCCUGCCUAACCAAGUGGUGCUUAUAAGCAAGGAGGGAGCGCGGGUGGUCUCCGCGGCCGCGCAGGCUCCCGAAGGCGGAGGAGGUGGAGCCGUCGGGAAAACGGCGCAAGUGACUACGGGCAAAAUCCAUGAGGGCCUGAGACCGGCGGGGGCGACCCUAAAAGUUAUUCCAGUUGGAAGGGCUGAGCUAGGGAAGGCGGAUGGGACUCGUUCCGCCCAUCAGGACCAAUCAAGGCAAACCAAUAGGACCCAUUUCACAGAAAGGGCCAAGCUACACAAAGUGUUGACUAUUGAUAGGACCUUGGCCCCAAGGGACCCCAAAGCGCUGGGUCAGUAUGGGCGCCCGGCGGUGGUCCCAGGCGAGAAGGAAGAGGAGGCGAAAAGGAGGUGGAAGGAGGGGAACUUCAAUGUCUUCCUAAGUGACCUCAUCCCACUAGACCGAGCCAUCGAGGACACAAGGCCUGCUGGAUGUAGAGAUCUUCUCGUCCACAACAACCUUCCCACCACCAGCAUCAUCAUAUGCUUUGUUGACGAAGUGUGGUCCACCCUCUUGCGCUCUGUUCACAGUGUCCUCAACCGCUCCCCUCCUCAGUUUAUUAAAGAGGUUAUUCUGGUGGAUGACUUCAGCACAAAAGCAUACCUCAAGGACAAACUAGACCAGUACAUGGCCCAGUUUCCCAAAGUCCGGAUCCUUCAUCUCAAGGAAAGGCAUGGUUUAAUACGAGCUAGACUAGCGGGAGCAGAGAUUGCCAAAGGUGACGUACUGACAUUCUUAGAUUCUCACGUGGAAUGCAACAUAGGAUGGCUGGAGCCGCUCCUGGACAGAAUCCGUUUGAACAGGAAGAAAGUUGCCUGUCCUGUUAUUGAAGUCAUCAGUGACAAAGAUAUGAGCUACAUGACCGUGGACAGCUUUCAGCGUGGUGUUUUUACAUGGCCAAUGAAUUUUGGAUGGAAGCCCAUUCCUCCAGAUGUCAUCUUGAAAAAUGGGAUUAAGGACACCGAUAUAAUUAGGUGUCCUGUGAUGGCAGGUGGGUUAUUUUCUAUUGAUAAGAAGUACUUUUUUGAACUUGGGACAUAUGAUCCUGGCCUUGAUGUUUGGGGAGGUGAAAACAUGGAGAUCUCAUUCAAGGUUUGGAUGUGUGGAGGGGAAAUAGAAAUCACCCCGUGUUCCAGAGUGGGCCACAUUUUCAGGAACGACAACCCCUACUCCUUCCCUAAAGACCGCCUUACCACGGUGGAGCGGAAUUUGGCCCGAGUUGCAGAGGUUUGGCUGGAUGAAUACAAAGAUCUCUUCUAUGGACAUGGUUAUCACCUCAUCCAAAAGAACCUGGACAUCGGGGAUUUGACUCAACAGAGAGAACUGAGGAAGAGGCUUCAGUGCAAAAACUUCAAAUGGUACCUGGAGAACGUCUAUCCUGAUUUAGAAGCCCCCCUUGUUAAAGCUAGUGGGCUGAUCAUUAACAUAGCACUGGCUAAAUGCGUCACUGUGAAUACAUCUAGCCUGGCCUUUGAAACAUGUGAUGUUAAUAACAAGAACCAGAAGUUCAACUAUACUUGGCUGAGAUUGAUCCAGCACGGAGACUCCUGUGUAGCAGUGACUGAUGCGGAAGGGACACUGGGCCUGCACCCUUGCGAUAAACGAAACAAUAGCCUGAAAUGGUUGCAUAAAUCACUGGUGGCUUUUCAUCCAGAACUCAUGGAUCACAUUGUCUUAGAACACCUUCCUCGGGCCACGUGUUUGGAAGUGGAUCGGUCUCAGAAAGCCCUGAGGGCCGGCGUUUGUUCCUCCUCCAAUCUUUAUCAGAAGUGGCAGUUUGGAAAUUAUUAUGCUGCCUGAAGAGGAAGACGAGCAAACCGGACAGAAGAGUCGCUUUAUAAUCCGAUGAAUUUGAAAGCGGCAGCUGUGGAACUUCCGAUAGCAGCGAGCAAUAAACUCCGAUCUCCCUCCCAAACCGCAGUCGGAACCCGGCACUUUGGAAGAAGCAUAUGGCCAGAUCAGAAGAUGGAGCGAGAGCGCAGCUGGUUUGAUGCGGCUUAAUGACACACGGCCGGCACAUUGGCAGGGGAGGAAAAAAAUCACCAAAGUUAUUCCUGCCUUAGAGGGUUUACCUGCUUGGCACUGUUACAUUUCUGGUUUGGGUUUUUUGUUUUUACAGGAGCAUUGCGGAGAUUCCACUUCACAAGUUUCGCUCUUAUUCCUAUUUUAAAAAAAUGCCGAUCUUUUGGAAACCUUGAGAAUCACAUAUCUCAAAUCUGCAUUCCCAAAUCUGCCUGUGAGUAUAGAAGUUGACAGCUGUCCGAUUUGAUUGGUAGUGGCUGCCAGGUGAAUGGCCAGGCAGCACUUUGAGGUCGUGGCAAAAGUAUGACUUUAUUAUGUGUGUGGAGGUGGCAGGAGUUUGAAAACGUCUUACUGGGCAAGCCCUCUUGCUGUCACUUCCAAGAAGCUUUGGGGACAAACUCGGGCUAAAACAGUCCAGAUUGGAGAGAUCAGAUGCACAGUCUAUAAGCUCUAAGUGGCACAGUCCAGCAACAGAUUCAGCGUAUGCGCACAGUAGGGAUUUUCAGGUGCCUUCCUUUUUUACACAUCUAGUCUAUGUGCAUGGGGGAAAGUGCGACUUCACCCUCACCAGCAAGCCAAUGUGCUCAAGUGAUACAUUUCAUAAACAAAUUCCCAACAUCCAUGUACUCAGAGGGAUGCCUGAAAAAGAGUUCCCAUGUGUCCAUAGGUGAUCAAGGUAAUUGGGAUCCUUCUGAUCCGAGGAGCUGUCUUGUGUAUGCGCCCCUUCAGAGAAAUUCCACUGAACAUGGGAAUGUCAGCAAUUAGACCAGUGGGUCAUGGCCCUGCAUCUCCCUCCUCAUGUAGGCUAUCUUGGGUAUUGUUAAGUCACUUCUGUAACUUUGCAGGCCUGAGCCCUCAAACCAUUUAUUUCAGAGCAGUGCCCUCUGAGCAACUUGAAAGGUAACUGCUGAAGGACCACAUAAACUUCAGACAGCCAUAGUCUUCAGGAGCCACAAAGGCGGUGGGGCUUCUCUGGAGUAAGGAGCAUCCUUUGCCUCGGAGCAUUGCCCUGAAGCUGUACCUCACAAUACAAGCUUCGAUGACAGCCGAGCUUUCAUCAUCCGUGAUGUUUACAGCCUUUUACAAGUCUGUUUUAUGUCCAAGAGAGCCUCUGUAUAAUGUGGCCGCGACAUCGCAUAUCAGCACUGACAAUGUUUGGCAAGCUGAACCUGCCAAAAUAUUGAUUUGCCUAACAGACUUCACAGUCAGCUUCAUUCCCAACUGUCUUUCUGAGUCUCUCCACCCCCCAGCACCCUCCAGUAUUGUUGCCCCGUAGUUGCCAUCAGAAAAAUUACACAGAUGUUGUCUGAACACUCACGUUUUAUCAAGAGCAUGAAUUUCAUUGCAUUCUGUGCGCUGACAUUCCAUCAUUUGUCAUUUAGCAGGCACGGAGUGGCCAUAUGUCACAGUCACAUUGGAUUUCCCCUCGUGCCAUUUGCAAAACGUUCGCAUCCACCCUGGCUUCGCUUAUUCUUUAAAAAAGCAUAUUGGGUGAACCUUGUGGACUCUUGACACACACAAAAAUCUACAACAUAGAGUACUGGGAAACACUGCCCAAGUAGGCUUUUCUUGCAGGAGCAACAACCACGCCAAGCUAUAUAUUUAAAAAUCAUAAUUAUAUUUUGAGCUCCUGGAACCCAAAACCUAAGAACAUGUUCCCAAGGCAUUCCUCCAUCCUGAUAUCCCCAGACAGAAAACCACUGCAACUUCCAAAGAUGCAGAUGGAAAUGACUUCAAAUAAAGAGCGUCUGCCAUUUACAUUGGACCUGAUUUCGUGGCUAGAACAACUCUUUACAGGUAGGCUUCUGCCGUCGCCUGUUUUGCUUGGUUCUGGAAGGUGGGAAAGACACUCCGCUAUAGAUUUUCAGACCUUUUUUAAAAAAAUAAAAAUGCUGUAUUUGCAAGCAAUAACAUGGGUGCAAAAAGCUAGGAACCCAAUACUCGCUGGCUGCUAGAUUGCAGAAGAAGGCAGGAAGCGUAUGGCGGGGAGGGGUUAGGGGAAAACACAGAUGAAUAAACACUGCUAUUUUGACACAGGAAUAGUAUGGGGGGGGGAUAAGUGAAAUGUCCUGCUGUGUAAUACUUGUCUGUCCAUACUACCACCAUCAACCCAGUAUCUGGGCUAGCAGUGCCGGCUUUAAUAAUACACUCCGAAGAGGUGAUUAGUGCUUGAUCAUCAGCUCAUUCUGCUGCACACCCACCCUCAAUCCAGUCUGAAUCCCCACUGAAAUUUCGAUGCAAUUGCUCCUGUUCCAGUAGAACUUAAGCACAGCUAAUUUUUCUCUGGACUGGGCCGCGUUUACCACCCCAUUGCCAAGAGUCACAUGUGCAUCGCAGUGCAGCAUCCACCCAUUUGUGGUUUUUUUCAGAAAAGGAGCGUGCCAAAGCUUCUUCCAUGCACCACUUUCCCAGUAGCUCGGUGUGUGUGUGAAGCGAUCUUGAGAUGAAAAAGCCCCAUCUUCUUAAGAUAAGGAUCGUCCUGUUAUUUAGAGGAUAGUACUUAGCUGAACUAAGAUGGUAAUGAGCAGGGCAAGGCAGCAUAGCUGUGCUCCUCUUUCCUCUCCGCCUACAUGACCUUCAAGGAAAUUACUGCCUAACCACUUAAGGAAACUUGAACAUUACUCUUACGUUGCUGGAGCAGCACAAGGAGGUGCAUUAGUGACCAAAAUCUGACCCUACCAGUCGUUUUAGCAUUUUAUAUACUGUCAUAAAUUUGAUCCAGAUGUUAUUUAAUGAUGGAUCCUGUAUAUGUUUCAUUCUCAAAAUUAAAUUCAAUUUGCUUGAUUUUGUUAUUGGGGGUUGGGAGGAAGGAACCUGAAUUUGCAUCCAAUGAAAAAAAAAAGCCUUGUGCAAUGACUUUGAAUGCACUUGUCCACUGUGAAUUUUAACUAUGUGCUAUGCAAUGUAUAUAUCUCAGAGAUGAACUCACAUUGAUAAAUGAACUAAAAGAGUGGUGACUUAAUUCUUUUUUUAAUUAAAAAAAAGCUGUAUAUAUAUUUUAAAAAUGUGAGCUGAUGUCUUUUAUAUAAUAUAAUUUGUGGGUUUUAAAAUAUAUAUGUAAUUAGUUCCUUCCUGUCUGGCGUUCGUAUUGUACCCUUAUGUAAUGCGCUCACCUGGUGGUUUAUUUGUUUGUUUUUUAAACAUAGCUUUUAUGCAUUUCAAACAAAAAAAUGUUAUUUACACAUGGGAAAUUCUUAUUAAAAAUCUGACAUAAUUUUUUACAAA